AUGGCAGCAGCAGGGCAAGCAUUCCGAAUCUGCGCACGCAGUUGUCGCCGGAUAUCAACGGCACCGCGCAUCGCCGUCGCCGUCCCCCGAGCGUCGACACGGCAAUUCGCCCAAACGCAACGACGAACAUUUGCCGCGAGCUCCACGAAACGGGCACCGCCGAACGAUGAGGCAGCCGAGGAGCGUGUAACUCGCGCACCGCACGAUACUAUCGAGGAUAUGAUACAGCGCCUCAAGCCCGAGGAGCUCAAGGCGCUUGAGAGCCUUAAAAAGCUCGACCCGUCGGCCCAGCAGAUGUCCGUUGAGCAGUUCCUAGAGAAAGAGAUGAGGCAGGACGAAGAGGAUUACAAGAAGCCGUACACUCCGCAAGAGUGGAAGCAGUUGACGAUGAGGCCACGUCUGAACAAGUCGUCCUUCUGGUACGACGAGGACGACCCAACGGCCCCGACAGACGAGGCGGCGGAUGAGUUUGACGAGAACGAUAUGACGCCCAUGGCACACGGAAAGUUGGACGAGAUCAGAGAGCACAGACACUACCACCGCAUCAUGGCUUGGGAGAUGCCGCUGCUGUCCAAGCUUGCCAAGCCCUUUGAGCCGCCCCAGGAGGACCAAGUGCUGCGUUUCCGAUACACGACGUACAUGGGCGAGUACCACCCGGCGGAGAGGAAGGUGGUGGUGCAGUUCUCGCCGGCCGACCUCAAGCUCUCGCCCGUGGAGGCGGACAAGCUCCGGAAGCUGGCCGGCCCGCGAUACAACCCGGAGACGGACAUCAUCAAGAUGAGCUCCGACAAGUACGAGCACCAGGCGCAGAACAAGCGCUACCUUUCGGACUUGGUGGACAAGCUGAUCGCGACUGCCAAGGAUCCCAAGGACACGUUCCAGGACAUCCCCCUCGACACGCGUCACCACGAGUUCAAGAGCAAGCCCAAGUUCCCCAAGGAGUGGCGCAUGACGGAGGAGCGCCGCGAGGAGCUCAACGCGUUCCGCACGCGGUCGCUCGAGAUCGACGCGGGCAAGCAGGAGGACGGCCGGGUCGUCGACGGCGCCGCGAAGAUCGACGAGGCCCUCGCGAUAUCAGAGGCCAAGGCGAGCGAGGAGGCGGCUCAGCUGGUAAGCGUCCGGGGUCGGGGCAAGGCCAAGCAGAAGAGCGCCCGCCGGUAA
Messenger RNA from Colletotrichum graminicola M1.001, 1161 nucleotides. RefSeq lists its product as uncharacterized. NCBI's taxonomy places the organism in Eukaryota, Fungi, Ascomycota, Sordariomycetes, Glomerellales, Glomerellaceae. The transcript is spliced from 3 exons. Bases 1 to 1161 code for a protein of 386 amino acids. The record is from RefSeq and is a predicted model, not a curated record. Gene Ontology annotation, cellular component: mitochondrial small ribosomal subunit. Gene Ontology annotation, molecular function: structural constituent of ribosome. Gene Ontology annotation, biological process: mitochondrial translation.